AUGGGACUCACUUGCAACCCUCCCAAGCCUGGCGAUGAAUCAUAUGAAAAGUUUUCAAAGGUAUGCUCCUAACUGUAACUUAACGCAGAGAAACUCACGCGCCUCGCGUGAUCAAAAUCAGUGCUACUUUAUUGCUCGUGUAAUUUUUUACAGGGGGCUCUGUCACGGCUGACUAGUUUAUAUGGUUGAUAAUGACAAUAACGAGUCAUUAUUCGCUAUGGAACUUGAGAACUUAGUACUUAGUUGUGAAUGACAAAAUUAAUAGCGUUGUAUUAUUCUUUUUUUCAACUUGUCUCUGGUGCUCAGGCUGUAACUAGUUCCAGGUUUUAACGAAAAUGUAACAAUUUGAACCGUAGCUUUUCAUGAUACAGUUAAAAGCAGGGAAUAAUACAAUACUUAGUCAGGUGACGCCUCUAAUGCCUGCCUGCCUGCCAUGGGAUAGCCGAUUUAACAAAUAACGCUUGUUCCUCUUACCCUAGGUACCAGAGGUUUUUCUCGCGGGUGGCGGGAUCCUUCGGCCCGCGGACGGAGCCACUACUGGAGAUAAAAAUUUGAAAAACCGGAAGCCGUGGCACGCAGGAUAGGUUUCCAUUGAUUCUUUUGCCCAAACAAAACAUCAAAUUCGAGUCUUACGCAGGUUAAGUUUGCCAAGUGUUGAAGUCGCUAAGGGACUAGGUCGGGGAGUAAACAAAAUGUCUAUUUUCUCCUGGAACAUUCGGCAAUCUUCUUAUAAAUGUAUAGAAAAUGAUCUUUAAUUGCGACGCACUAAGGAAAUCUAUACAGGUAAUUACCUUCAGUAUUCCCGUAUCUUGCUUAAUGCAUUAUUUUGUGUUUUAUCUGUUUUACAGGAAGUAAAAUCCAUCAAGGAUUCUUACAGGAAGAAAGCAAAGAUGACAACAGAGGUUCUUAACUCAAUGGAAAAUGUUAAGUGUAACGAGGUGGCAGGUGCAAUGUAUGCGUUUCCGAGGAUAACACUUCCAAAGAAAGCUAUCGAGGCAGCCAAGGUAUCAUGUCUUGUUUCCGGUCCUGAUUUCUAGUGCUACACUGCAGAAUACUGUCAGUAAUGGAUAUCCUACGGUACCGUACGGUGUACGGUAAUCCGAAUUCCGGAAUCCGGGAAUUUUUUACGUGUGGAAUCGGGUAGGUGUACGGUAAUCCGAAUUAGAAUACUGUCAGUAAUGGAUAUCCUAGGUGUACGGUAAUCCAUAAUCCGGAACCCGGGGGGAUUUUUUACUUGUAGACUGAUCCGGAAUCAGUUCUGGUGUUUGAAAUUCGGAAUUCAGACCCGGUUGUUCAAAAGAUGGGUAGCGCUAUCCACCGAAUAAAUCACUACAAUAUUAACAAUACCUUUUAUUCGCCUUGUACUUAGUUAAUUACAUACACACAUGAAAGAGAAAAAAAAACAUAUAUAUGGAUAUUUAUUUGUACUUAAAAAGGCCUGGAGCUGAAAUAAUCCUAAGAUUUUCUAGCCAGUUCUCUAGAAUUUAAAGUUUUAGAGAAUUGAGAUACAAUUUAUUUCCAAAGAAGCAGUUUUAAAAUACAAUGUAUUAAGAAAGAAAGAGUAUAUGCUUAAGUUAUGUUAACUAUGUUGUUCUGACAGCAAAUAAGGUUUCAGUUGUUUUUGGAAUUGGUAUGUGUUUAGUUCUUUAAGAGUUAUGGGAAUUUUGUCCCAGAUGGUACAUGUAGCAUAUCCGAUUGUUUGUUUCCCCGUAUUAGUUCGCACUUUUUUUACGUAAAGAUUCUGUUUCGAUGCAUAUCUGGUAUUGUAUUUGUGCACAUUACUGGCAUAUUGAAAAUAGUUUGAGAACAGCUUUUAUCCGAUGGAUAAGUAUGAGCGAAACCAAUUGCACUAUCCACUGGAUAGAGAUUUAUCCAGUGGAUUGCGUUAUCCAGCUUUUGAACAGCUGGGGCCUGCUCUAUAUAUGAAGCCCGAAAUCUCGCUAACGAUUGGAAUCUGGAAUCCACGUUUCAUGGACAAGGUAUAUUGAAUCCAGUACCCGUCAUCCCGGAUUUACAACAUAAAAUCCGGAAUCCACAACGUGCGAUCAAGAAGCCUAGAUUCUCGUUGAUGCACCUUAUAUUAGAAGAAUGCCAACCCGUUUCCCGCCGUGUCAGUUUUCUCAAAAGGCGUUCUUCGAUUAGAAAAAGUGAAAGGGACGCUAUAGGCUCCCAUAUUAUUCAGGCUGCUGAUAAUGUCCCGGGGAAACUAAAAUUUCACUUUCUCAACUUUCCAAAUUGCAUUCCUAAAUUCCAUAUGUCGUAUCGAUCUAGUAACAGCUCCCAGUGAAGGCUUCAUCGAGGGAUUCUUUGAAAUACAGAUAUUCCCGUCACAAGGAAAGUAUGUAUGUGGUCUGUUUGGUGAGCGAAGUAAAAGGAUUUUGGGGUGGACAAAAGUAAUGUGUAAAUAUUUUUUGAGUUAACUAAGUUGUUUGUAUAAUUGUCAUUGUUAUUUAGGCCAAGGAAAUGCCACCAGACGAGUUUUACUGUUGGCAGGCGCUGGAGAAAACUGGAAUUUACAUGAUUCCUGGCCACGUUUUUGAUAUGAAAGGCAGCGGUAACAACUUUUACUACAGGUGAGAUUUGAAUUAACAAGGGCCAUCAACUUCAGGUCGGAAUUUUGAUGAUUUCAAAAACGUCUGUGUUAUAUCAUUUGCGCCCUUGUGUCACAAGGUUUUCACAGGCUUGACUACUAUAUUUAGAUUGAUUGGAUUGACUGCACCUUUAAAUUUGAAGAGACCCCUCUUUCCCCCCAACCCCGAAAAAUUCUGCCCUUUUACCACAGGAACACUAAAUUAGGAUGCGUUCUGACGAACGCAAUAAGGGUAUACACAGAUCGGCUCAUAGCCGGGGUGAUGGGGUCUUAGUGGAUGGCCUGCAACUGGGAUAAAGUUGGUAUGUACAAAUAGAAGGGCUUACAACCGGGAUUAUACGGUAUGGACCAGAGCUUAGACUUACAUAGGAAAUUAAAGGCGUCCUAAAAGCAACUUGUCUGUAAAAGCGACGUUCUGUCAGCGUGUGAAAGUCUGAUGAAAUUGGACCAAGUUUUAUCACCACGUUAUGGGUUAAAAUAAUCCAAAACGUUUUGAUUUUUCAGACCCACUAUCCAUACGAAGGAAAUAACUUUAAACGGUUUCAUGUUUUAAUCUUUCUUGGUAGGAUCACUAUUCUUCCUUCUGAAGAGACGUUCGCUCCAAUGUUUGAGCGACUAAGAACCUUUCACCAAGAAUUCAUGGCGCAGUUUAAGGACACGAACUGA
This is a messenger RNA of Porites evermanni, 3256 nucleotides long. Lineage: Eukaryota; Metazoa; Cnidaria; Anthozoa; Scleractinia; Poritidae. The record is from the annotation of a GenBank genome assembly.